UAGCGUUUACCCGUAGUAAAAAAUGCGUUGUAUCGAAACACGUAAGCUCAUAUACAUACUUACAGUAUUGUUCACCUAAGUAUAAAGGGGUUCUGCGGCAUUCAACGCUUUUUAGUUUUUGAAGUAAGAUAUAUGGUAAAGAUGUCAGGAGACCCAAAACUAGAAGAAGCAAUUUCCCAGUGGUUGGAAUGGGACAAGAACGAGAAGACAAGAAAUGAAAUUAUACAAUUGCAAAAAGAAAACGAAUAUGACAACCUGAAGAAAUAUCUGUUAAAAAGAAUGGAGUUCGGAACAGCGGGUCUUCGUGCAGAAAUGGGUGCCGGAAAUUCUCGAAUGAAUGAUUUGACGGUAAUUCAAACUACGCAGGGGUUCUGUAAGUAUCUACUGCAACAGUUCGGUGAUGGUUUAAAAUCCAAGGGAGUCAUUAUUGGGUAUGACUCAAGGCAUAACAGCUCAAGAUUUGCCAGAUUGGCAGCUAAUGUGUUCGGUUUACAAGGUGUUAAAGUUUAUUUGUAUUCAAAGAUCGUCCCAACACCAUUUGUGCCUUAUGGAGUGUUGCGAUACAAAACAUGCGCGGGAAUCAUGGUGACUGCUUCCCACAAUCCAAAACAAGAUAACGGAUACAAGGUCUAUUGGGAAAAUGGUUCUCAGAUUAUACCACCGCACGAUUCUGGUAUAGCUGAAUGCAUAAGUGCAAGCCUUGCACCGACAUGUGCAGAUGUAUGGAAUGAAGAUUUAUUGCAAGGAAAACCAGGUUUGGUUGACCCUUAUGAUGAAGUGAUGCUAAAUUAUUUCAAAGACCUCAAAAGUUACUGCAAAAACAGGUCAAUAAACAGCAGCACAAGCCUGCGGUUCACGUACACACCAGUGCACGGAGUUGGUUUGGCAUUCGCUCGCAAAUCAUUUGAAACUUUCUCUCUACCAACUUUUGAGAACGUCCCCGAACAAAUGAACCCUGACCCUGAGUUUUCUACGGUUAAAUAUCCUAACCCUGAAGAAGGGAAAGGUGUCCUGCUUCUUGCAAUGCGAACAGCAGAUGAGACCGGAUGUAAAGUCAUCCUCGCAAACGAUCCGGAUGCUGACCGACUUGCUAUUGCCGAGAAACAAGAUGAUGGAAGUUGGAAAGUCUUCUCAGGGAAUGAGUUGGGCUCUCUGAUUGGUUGGUGGGUUUGGUAUUCUUACAUCACAAACAAUCCUGACACGGUUGAUCGUUCAAACAUUUAUAUGUUGAGUAGUACGGUGUCCUCCAUGAUUCUGCAAGCCAUUGCAGAGAAAGAAGGGUUUAAAUUUGAGGAUACAUUGACUGGUUUUAAAUGGAUGGGAAACAGAACUGAUCAACUUCUUAAAGAAGGAAAAACCGUCUUGUUUGCCUUUGAGGAGGCAAUAGGUUACAUGAUAGGUACAAAUGUUCUGGACAAAGAUGGCAUCAGUGCAAUGUCAGUGGUGGCUGAAUGUGCUUGUUUCUUGGAGACCAAAGGAACAACUCUUACACAACAGCUGCAGAAUAUUUAUAACACGUAUGGAGACCACGUCAGCAGCAACUCGUAUUACAUCUGCCAUGACCCAAGUAAAAUAGAAGCCAUGUUUCAACGGUUACGUAACUACGACGACAAUGAUGUCAUUACUGACCCGGUGGCAGGAUCCAAAUACCCAAGCAAGGUUGGCAAGUUUCAAAUCACAGGAAUAAGGGACCUCACCACAGGGUUCGAUAGCAGACAAAAUAACAACAAAGCUACUCUGCCCACCACACCAUCAAGUCACAUGAUUACAUUCUACUUCGCAAAUGGCGUCGUGCUUACAAUUCGUACGAGUGGAACGGAACCGAAAAUUAAAUAUUACUCUGAAAUUUGCGGCAGCAUUGGAAGGCAAAGAGAAGAAUUGGUGCAAGAAUUAAACGAACUGGUUGAGCUGAUGUGCCAAGAAUUUUAUCAACCUGAUAAAAAUGGUUUUCUUGCGCGGACUAGCUAAAUAUUCUUAUAUUGAUUGCUUUUACACUUUGCUUUGGUCAUUGUCAUACACUUUAAGUUUUAUAUGAAAUUAAAAAUGUUAAUUUAUUCUAAAUCAUAUACCACUUAACCACACCCAAGCUUUACAGAUUGAAACACACGAAUUUAUAACCAUACUGAAAUGUUGGGCCAAAAAUGCGCGUUGGUGAUAUUGAUGAUGACAAUAGUGCAGAAGUAACUUUGUUGAAUUUAGGUUUUUGGUGAUUUGCUGAUAAUACUCAGCGGUGUUCUGUUUUAAACUGUGUAACAAGUUUUCCCAUUAUUUUCCAGAAGUUCCAUGCUUAGUGUUAGUUAGUGUGUGUUAUAUACUUAAUGUACCUUAUUAUUACUGUAUGUAUAGCUCCAAUAAUAGCUUUGCUCACCACAUAUAUAUAUCGAUAUUUAAUAAGUUAACUCCUCUUUUGUUUCUUGUAUAUUAUUUAAGUUAAUUGCAUCACAAUGAAUUAAAAAUGAAAGGUACCCAAAUAUUGCUA
Molecule: messenger RNA, 2479 nt
Organism: Ciona intestinalis (vase tunicate)
Lineage: Eukaryota; Metazoa; Chordata; Ascidiacea; Phlebobranchia; Cionidae
Product: phosphopentomutase
Biological process (GO): carbohydrate metabolic process; purine ribonucleoside salvage
Cellular component (GO): nucleus
Molecular function (GO): magnesium ion binding; phosphopentomutase activity
Source: RefSeq, a predicted model, not a curated record